Acanthopagrus latus (yellowfin seabream) is the source of this 1976-nucleotide messenger RNA. RefSeq names its product platelet-activating factor receptor-like. The record is from RefSeq and is a predicted model, not a curated record. The transcript has 2 exons. Gene Ontology annotation, molecular function: G protein-coupled purinergic nucleotide receptor activity; platelet activating factor receptor activity. Bases 79 to 1233 code for a protein of 384 amino acids. Lineage: Eukaryota; Metazoa; Chordata; Actinopteri; Spariformes; Sparidae. Gene Ontology annotation, cellular component: membrane. Gene Ontology annotation, biological process: chemotaxis; G protein-coupled receptor signaling pathway.
UUCACUUUACUGACACUGACACAUUCACACUGAUCACAUCUUGAGACAUAUUAGAAGGGAGGAAGCAGUCUGGCCAAAAUGGGCUCAACUACAGGAGAAGCUGACAUGUCAGGAACCUCUGGUGUGGACUCUGGAAGUAACUCGACCUUCCUGGAUUCUGAAUUUCGUUAUGCCCUCUUUCCCGUCGCCUACAGUAUCAUCUUUGUCAUUGGACUUGUUGAGAACAUCUACAUGCUGUAUGUCCUGCGCUGCCUCCGCGAAACCAAGAAUAUGGGCGAAAUCCGCAUCUACAUGAAAAACUUGACCAUCGCUGAUCUUCUAUUUGUGCUCGCUCUUCCCUUGUGGAUUGGCUAUUACAGUCGCCGAGGUGAUUGGGUCUACACAGACUUCAUCUGCCGACUUAGUGGUUCGUUGUUCUUCAUCAACACCUACUGCUCCGUCCUCUUCCUCGGAGCCAUCAGCGUCAACCGGUACUGGGCUGUCACCCAGCCUCUGGAUGCUGCCUCUUCGGACCACAGACGUCGUGGGAUCAUCGUGUGCGUCAUCAUCUGGGUGUUGACCGUGUCAAUGGCUGUUCCAUCCCUGAUAUCUCCAGGGACCAACCCUGACAAGAACUUCACUCGCUGUUUUGAGGGGUACCAGAAUCAAACAGAUUUAGAAAAGAAAAAAGUGGCUGCCCCUCAUUUUGCAAUAAUUGGAUUAUUUUUUGUUGUCUUUUUCCUUGUCGUGGUGUGUAAUUUCCUCAUUGCUCGGGCAUUACUUUCUCAAAGUCCCGGUCAGUCUAUGAUUAUAUCUAAAAAGUCCACCAGGACCACGUCUUCGACAUCUAGAAGACCCAGAGGCGUGAAACGGAGGGCCCUGCAGAUGUUGAUAGCUGUGGUGGGGGUGUUUGUUCUGUGUUUCCUGCCCCACCACAUCAUUCAAGGCCCUUGGACACUGGCAGUGUUGCAGAUCGAGGAGGGCUGGGGCCACGUAAAGUGGAGCGAGGAGACUCGUCAGGUGUUGAACGACGCGCAUCAGCUCACUUUAGUUCUCAUGGGCCUCAAUUGCAUUUUGGAUCCAAUAGUUUAUUGUUUUGCCACAAGGAAGUUCAGAAGAUUCAUCAUAGCCCACAUUAAAAAGUUUGGAAAGGGAGAGGGCUGUUCACAGACGGCCAACACACAGCUGUCCAUGGACAGCAGGAAUCAGAGCCUGAGACCCCAGAACGAGGACCAACAGCACAAAAUGGACUGAUUUAAACAAGGUAGAUAUGUUAGUGUAUGUGAAAGAGACAAGAGCACAUACAGCAUGAUGUUGCACCUAUAGCUGAUUGUCUGUGUGGUGUUUGUAGCUACACCCUCAGAAUCACUUUUUAAUGUGGGCUUACACAAAUAUCUUGACAUUCUAUCUUGUGGUCUGAACCGCAUCAGUCCUUUUGCACUUCCUGUGUGAGCCUGAGCUGAAAGGAGAAGUUUUGCAAGCAGAAGCACAUUAACGAAACACAUCUGGCUGAGAAAUCAACUUGCGAGAGAACGAACACACUGUUUAGAUAAUCCACCAGACGCUGUUGUGCUCUACGCAAGGCACUAAAAACAGAAAACAUAUAUUUAGAGUAUUUACAGACCAGUUGUCGAUGACUGUCUCCAUCAGAUACGUGACACGUUUGGCUUUGCCUAGGCAUGUUUUAUCUGGUUUUGUAAGACCAGGGAAUAUACAUAAUAAAGCUUGAGCUACAUUUCCCCUCUGGCGUCCAAUAUUGUGACAUACUGUAAAAUUAUCCCAUGAUUCACUGUGACAAGGAAAGCUAACGCUUAUCAUUAUUAUUCAGAUUUCUGCUGUAUUUACUGUGAGCCUACCUGCUGUUGCUGCAUUUUUUGUUUUCUUAUUAUCAAUGGCACAGUUUUUGUCAUCUUGGGUUGUUCUUUGAUCCGAAAGUGUGCUGUGUUGCUGGUUUGACUCCAUACGUAUUGAAAUAAAAGUUUUAUUUCUGUGUUCAA